This is a messenger RNA of Rhinocladiella mackenziei CBS 650.93, 1467 nucleotides long. RefSeq lists its product as uncharacterized. The coding region runs from base 1 to 1467 and encodes 488 amino acids. The record is from RefSeq and is a predicted model, not a curated record. NCBI's taxonomy places the organism in Eukaryota, Fungi, Ascomycota, Eurotiomycetes, Chaetothyriales, Herpotrichiellaceae. The transcript has 6 exons.
AUGGCAGGCGUCUACGGAGGAUGGUCAACUACGGUAUCUCUAGGGCUUGCAGGACUUGCAAGCAGAGGCGCAAGAAGUGCGACGAAUCUAGACCAGUGUCUCAAGUCAAAACGAGCCUGUCUUGGUUACGACGAGGCUCCUGGUUAUGUCUUUCGCCAUUAUGUCGGAUUGAGGACCGCGGAGGAAAGAAAGUCAUCACCCCAAUCCGAGUCGACGCCGGCCGUGGGAAAUAUUGCUCCUUCUGAAUGGGACAACGAGUCGUCGAAUUUCGAUGACGCCCGACUUGAAGAAGGCGCUCUUGAAGCCUUUUUCAACGACUACUGCAUCACAUCACGGAACCCGACACUGUCUCGCGGCUUUCUUGACGGCCUCCAGCUCCUGAUCGCACACGCAGGGCCAUCAUCUGACAUGGCCAAGGCCGCAAGGAUUGUGUCUCUUGCCGGAAUAGGGAACAAACUGGGCAGAUCUAGUCUUCUGCGCAGAACUCGGUACAUCUACGGCGAUUUACUGCAUUCUUUCCAGGCAACUAUUUCCCACCGCGACCAAGCAAACACGGUCGAGUCUUUGAUGACUGCCGUCUUAUUAGGACUAUACGAGAUCAUCACCAGUAAUGAAGACAACCCCGGUCAACAUCCUGCCCAUGUACAAGGGGUAUCAGCAAUUCUCUGUAGCGAUGACUCUCCUUUUAAUCUCUUUGCCGGAUGUACCCAAUUGUUUCAACUUAGCAAUCCAAUUAUCAUCAAGGAACCGCUUCAUAAUGUCGGCGUUCUCUGUACCCCGAUAUCCAACAGCUCAAUCCAAAGCCUGGACUCGAUUCUUGUCAAGUUUAAUCCCAUAUUUUACAAAGCAAUGGCACUGCUCGCCCAUGAUUCCAGCCCUUCUGAAGAGGAAAUUAUUCAGGUCAGGGAGAACGCAAUGAGUUUACGUGAUGCCUUUGCGAAAUGGGCAGAAAGCCAACCCGAAGAAUGGAAACCCAUCACCGUCAGUGAAUGUGCAUCACGGUCAUUUGCGGGCGGCUUUCAUACGACAGGGAGGAUCGAGUCCUACUUUGAUCUAUACGUGGCGGCAGUAUGGAAUACCUAUCGCAAAACCCAUCUCCUCAUGUUAGAUGUCAUCUUCAAAUGCAAGAGACGGCUUGGACAAGAGACUGGGGAGGACGAGGAGGCCCAGAGACUGGCUGAAGAUAUUGCAUCAUCAGUUCCAUUUCAUCUAGGGAACGACUCAGACGCUUUCCCACACGAACUCCACCGUGGUACUAAACCAAUGACUCCCGGGCCACCGGUGGGCGGCCUAUUUCUCCUUCAUCCGCUCUGGGUUAUAACUGUGUCUUCGGUGGUGUCGCCCGAGAUACAAGCUCGAAUGCGUGAAUGUCUGGCAUGGAUAGGCAAGAAUACGGGUCUCGGUCAAGCUACAUUACUUUCAAAGGUCCGUGUCCUUCUCAAUCGAUUAUGUGAACAAUUCAACUGA